AUGCAAGGUCAUAGAUCAUCCGAGUACUCUAGGUCUCUAGCAGAUAUAUCAGAACAGGCAAAUGAAUCUAUGGAGAAAACAGUUAAGACACCUGCAAGAAAAGUUUAUAAAUAUUUGUUUGCAGAUAUUAUGGCAGUUAUAGCCGUUUUUUCAUCAUUUAUUGCUGGCUUAACGCCAAUCAUAUCAUAUCAAUUUAUAGGAAGUGUUAUCACAGAACUUGGAAAAUAUUCAACUGGCCAAAUCGAUGAUCCUCUGCCAGAAACCCGAAAACAAGUAAUAUAUUUAGUCAUAACAUUAUUAAUAGUAUCAAUAGCAUUUUUCUUUGCCACUUUCUUAUGGAAUCGAGUUGGAUGCAGGAUGUCUGUAAGAAUUAGAAAAGAGAUAUUUUCAAAUUUGAUGUGUUUUGAUGUAACAUUCUUCGAUAAUAAUUCAAUAGGUAGUUUGUUGACAAUAUUGGGAGAAGAUGCAACUGCGAUUCAAGAAGCUUUUGGUUCAGUGAAGAAUUCUCAGAUUCAAAGUUUAGCGCAGUUCAUUGUUGGUUUCAUUAUGAUAUAUAUUCAAAGCUGGAGACUAGGAUUAAUUAUGACAGCCACAAUUCCAUUGAUUUUGGUCGCAAUGAUUACAAUUCAAUACUUUCUCAAUCGUAGCUCUGAGAUAGGAUUUCAUAAUGUCUCAUCUAGUAUUACGAUUGCAGAAGAAACAAUUUCAAAUGUUAGAACGGUACGAGCAUUUAAUAGAGAAGAAGGUGAUGUUCAGAGGUUCAGUGUCGAUACAAACAAAAGCCAAAGUUUCUAUAGCAAAUUCUUUGUUUACAUCGGUAUUGAAUUUUUCAUUUUAAUUUUAGUCAAUUAUGGUUUCACUGCAGGUGUACUUUACUAUGGAUCUACUAUAGUUGGCAAGAAGGAAAACGGAAAAGAGUUCACAAGUGGAGCACUUAUUGCAAUUUUCGGAUUUGCUUUGUCGGCAGCCUGGGGUUUAACUAAUUUUCAGUUUUUCCUCGGACAAAAAGAGCGAGCUGCACAAUCUGCUGCACGUGUGUUGGAUAUGAUCGGUUAUCAGCCAUCAAUAAAUUUUGAUGGAGGAAUGCAAUAUGACGAUUUCAAAGGAGAUAUCGUUUUCGAUCAUGUUUCAUUCAAGUAUCCAUCAAGGAAUGUAUUUGCACUAAGCGAUGUCUCUUUCAAUAUCAAGUCAGGACAGAGUGUCGCUUUCGUCGGUCACUCAGGAAGCGGAAAGUCAACGAUCGUUUAA
Messenger RNA from Trichomonas vaginalis G3, 1248 nucleotides. Its product is annotated as ATPase activity, coupled to transmembrane movement of substances. NCBI's taxonomy places the organism in Eukaryota, Parabasalia, Trichomonadida, Trichomonadidae. Gene Ontology annotation, biological process: transmembrane transport. Gene Ontology annotation, cellular component: membrane. The record is from RefSeq and is a predicted model, not a curated record. Gene Ontology annotation, molecular function: ATP hydrolysis activity; ATP binding; ABC-type oligopeptide transporter activity. The transcript has a single exon. Bases 1 to 1248 code for a protein of 415 amino acids.